GGCUUUGUCCCCCCCUGUUUCCACUCUACUUAUGCACACAUUUUUCCCUGCAUGCUGAUGAAUUUUGCACUUUGGCUCGGGAUGUUAGCGCUCUUUGACAGACAGCAGAGUGGGCUUCAUUCUCAGUGAUGGCCUGAUUCACUGAGGCCACGGGGGGCAACGAAGAAAGAGACCUCAUGUUCUCGGACACAUCGACAAAUAAUGACAACUCUGAAGACAGAGAACAGGCGCUGCAUUCACCCAAACACAAAGAGCACAGUGACGGUCCGCUAAGUGAUCCAUAAGCAGCUGUUAGCAUUGUCUCAAUAUGCUGAUUCCAGAGAUGCAGGAAUGUGUGCGUGUGCAUGCAUGAGUGUGUGAUUAUGUGUGUGUGAGUGUGUGUUUGUGCACCUCUGGUUCAGUCACACUUUUAUGAUUAUGCACACUAGAGAAUGGGUGCAGUUUAUUCAUGUGCAAGUCUGCACCGGUGUACAUGUCCAUGGUUUUGUGUUAGACUAAUACAGUAUGUUUGUGUGUCUGUGCGUCUUCUGUGUGUGUGUGUUUAUAUGCAGAUUGUGUACAGGCUGAGAAUGACUCGGUCCAUUGAGAGUCCUUGGCGGCGGCUCUGAGGACGCUCUGAUGAAGCUGGUUUGACUUCUGUGAAAUGUCAGUCAUGCACAUUUUAAGCAGCAGAGAAUAAUGUUGGCUUUAUGUCAGAGGAUGCUAAUAAGAUGUCACACAAACAAAAUGUCUUUCUUACAACUUUGUCCUCAGUGAACAUUCAAUCAAACAAUAUUGUUCUAUGCAACUUAAACUCAGGAUGCUCUGAUGCCCUCUCUGCAGAUACAGAUGCUCCCAGUAAGGUGUAGACUCGGGACUAACCUUUCCCCUCCUACUUUAUUUGGCACUCAACCGUUUGGAUACCAAGUGACUAAUCCAACCCUAAACUGCAAAGAUUGAGGUCAUACAUGCAUGCCAAAAAAUGUGUUAUUCAAGCUGUUCAGGACUGUGCAAAUCAAAUAGAGAUUGUAAUUUACCACUACUGAGGAAAAACAGAGGAGAAGAGUUUGGCUGGAGACUUGAGGCCCUGUCAUGACGAGAGCUUCAAGCGCCUAUCAGUUGCGGGACUGAAGGCAAGAGCUGAUUUUGUUGCUGUUUUGUAGGCAAGAAGUAAGUCUUGAUAUUUUACCUUCCUCCUGUGUUGGCUUUCACGACGCACUAUGUUAACUGGUUGGUUUUGACCCGUGUGUCAUGGUGCGAGGUUGAAAACAGAAAAAGGACCCAAAAUGAAGGACGACAAAAAUGAUUUAUUCAAAAAGAACUAAAAGAAAACCGAAAAAACUUACUUUAAAUGUUCAACUCAAAAAUCCAAGAAACACAAAUGGCAAAAAAUCAACAGAGGACACUGGGGGAAAAUCCACAAGACACUAGAGACUCUGACAGUGAACCAACCAACAAACAGGGGAAGACAAGGGGUAUAUAUACACACAAGGAAACGAGCAACGAGAGGCAGGUGAGACACAGAGACUCAGGGACUAAACUACUACAAAAUAAAACAAGAAACACUAAAAACUGAUAAUAAAUAAAACACUGUGGACAUGAGGGAACCGGGUCAGACACAAACUAAAAACUCACAAGACAGGACUACAGGGGAACAGGAACAAUAGGGAACAGAAACACGAGGGAAAAUCACAAAACCAGAGAAAAACUAACUCAAACAGCACACAUCAUGACACUGUGUCUUAAAUCAGCUGCAAAUUACACUAAAAACAAUUAUUUAUCAUCCAAUUUGGUUCUCAUCUCUAGGUUACCUUGUUCGGCUUCAUUAUCCAUGAAAAUAUUGUUUAUAGUAUUUUUUGGUUUGGGCUCUGGGCCUUUCUUUGUCAGUAUACCCCUCAUACAGACAUCGAUACUGAUUUGAUCUCACAUGUCUGGACAUGCCUGUUGUUGUUUUUUUGUGUAGGGAACAUCUUGGCAAAAUGAGAAUCCCCUAAAUCUCACAUGAUUGGAAGAGGAUCUGGCUGUCAGUGUGUUGCCUCACAGUGCAUAUAUGAUUUCAGUUUUGGCUCUAAUUAUUGUUUUAUAAUCUUAGCGACCCUGACAAGCCAAGUGCCAUAAUUUUAAUAAGAGCAUUUUAUAAUUUAGUAGAUUAUUAUAAUUUUUUUUAAAUGCAUUUAAAACCAAAAACAGGUCAGUGCUGACCAUCACACAGGAGGAGAGUUAAUGCAAGCUUCUACUGGAGGCCAGAUUGCUCUAUUUUGGAUCUGCAGAGAUUUGACUGUGACUGUGCUCAAAGAGAGGCCUGUCUGCUUAUUUUAAUCUGUUGUUUCUUCUCUUGUUUCAAAAUGCUGUCGUGACGAGGACUCCUUAAGGCAUAGGCCUCUAAAAGGUUAUAUAGCUAGAGGCACAGCUGGUCUAGUGAUUGUAGCGUAUGUCUCACAUACAGAGGUCAUAGUCCUGCUUGCUGGUUUGUCUCCCAUCCCCAUCCAUGCUAAGCUAUCAGCUGAUAAAGUCUGGCGUUAAAUUCAGCUUUAUACAAUCAGGAACAUUUUUAUCCAAGGUAUAUAUAUCAACAUGCACACUAAAUGAUGAUUGAUGAAAUAGUCCACUUGUUUGUCUGCACUUGAAUUAAUAAAUGAAUUAUACGACUUAAACCAUGUAAUGCCUAAUGAAGACAGGUCUCUAAGCAACACUGUCUCAUCUUAGAGCUGAGUGUGUGUGAGUGUGUGUGUAAACCUUUAAUGAACUGGCCUCAUUAUUUCUCAAGAGGAUAUCACUCUUUGUGUCUCCCUCACUCAUCCUGCUUCACACACAAUGCAACACACACACACACUCAGCUACUCAUGCAGAAAAUAAAAAGUACACACGUGUAAAGAGGUGCUCGAACCCGAACCAACUAACAUCCAUGACAACUGUCCUCUACAUGUGAACACACAGCUCAUUGACUUUGUGUGUGUGUGCGUGUGUGUGUGUGUAUGUGAUUUGGUGACUCAGCCGUUGUUGUAGUGUUUGUGACAUGGUGACUCAGUGUGUGUUUUGUUGUCGGGUUAACCAUCUUCACUUCCUCCUGCUCGUGAAGCAGGGACAGACUGACACACCUGACUGAUUCAUUCAGAACUUCACACACACACACGCACACACACACACACACACACACACACACACACACACACACACACACACACACACACACACACACACACACACACACACACAGGCUCUGACCCACAUUAACACACGAGCUUUGAUUCAUGACUGUGUGUCCAUUUCAAAGCAGCUCUAUCUCUGCCUUAUGCUGUGAGUGAUAUUUCCAUUUACAUUGUAAAUAUUUUCUGGGUGAUGGUGAGUUUUUUACACAUUUGUCAAUUUGAUGUUUCUUCAGUGAACAACUUCCAUACUUCUUUUGUAAUGUAUAUGGAUGGCCUUAUUUUUUGAUUAUAUUGAUGGUGAGGUGGGAGAGAGAGUGCAGAUACAGCAGCGCUCUGCAUGGACUUUCAUCCUUGACAAGUUGUCUCACUUUUACCUGUGAGUUAAGUCCCUGUCAUUCACUGUCAUCCAUCAACAGAGCCUGCUAUUUAGCUUUGAUCCAUCUGUUGCAAAAGAGUAAAGUACUUGGGGUGAGGCACAUGCCAAUAAGCAGGGGAGUGUCCAGACCUUUUAGUCUGGGUGGCCCAGUCUCAGCAUUGACACUGCUGGGGUGGCCUGAGGUAUAUUAUUGCAUUUAUAUUGUAACACCAGCCAGUAACAGAAGUCUUGUCUCUGACCAAGCAAACAGAUAGAUGAGAUGAUAUGAUUUUUUUAUACAAUGACGGAUAUCCAAUUUUACCCCAAAAUAAAAUACAAAUACAUAAAUAAUACGACCACUAAAAUUACUUACUUGUUGUUGGAAAUAUGCCUUAAAAGCAGAGUGGAGUGAUAAACAAUCAAGGUAUGAAGGGUGAGCCGUGAAACGUGGGCACAAAAGAUGCCAAAACAAACCCUAGUUUUGAGGACAAAAUAACUCAGAUGAAUUGAUCUCUGCAAAGUUAAAGCUCCUGUGAGGAAUUUUCUGUUUGUGUCCCUUUGGCGCCCUCUGUGGACAGAGUUGUCUUUGCUUACCUUGCUCUCCAUAUGCAUGAGUAGAUUUCAUUCUCACAGUCAAACUUAACACUUACUGUAAAUAUUUUAUGAAGAAAUUCUCAAAUUGAGGCUGUUUUUUGAAUCCAGUUGAUUCAAAAAACUUUUCACAGGAGCUUUAAUGUCGCAAAUAGAUUAUUAGUGUCUGGGAUAAGAAAAGAUUGUAAGAGAAGAGAGUUUUUAAGUAUGCACUUGGUAAAACGGGCAAAAUGUGUAGAAAAGGAAAAAAAGAAAUCAAAUUUCAAGAAGUCCAAACGCCAAUGUUUUUAAAGUUCGAAUGUUUGCAUAAAGUAGAAUAGGAAACCCAGAAUUUGUGACCCAAUCCCAAAAAUACAGGGUGGUCUUACUCUACCUGACCUGAGGUCGUAUUACUGGGCAGCACAGCUCCAUGGUGUGGUUGAGUGGGUGGUACAAAACUGGCUUGGAUUAGGGAAAAAUGCAUGCCCACUUGUGCCCCUUGAGACCAUCCUAUUUCUGGAGCAGAGGAAAUGAGAGAGAGUUUAGGAUUAAAAACAAAUGGAUGAAGUGGUCUCAUAGAGUGUGGUCCCUUGUUAGGAAAAAGAUAGGUGCACCUUUAACAAUAUCCAGAGUAGUGGAAAUAUUCACAAACUUCCUACCAAAUCAACUGGACGCUGGGUCCAAGAUAUAGACAGAGAUAGGAGUAAUAACUAUUAACCAUAUAUUUAGGGGGAAAUUUUAAGGUCAUUUAAACAGCUGCAAGAUCAAUUUAAGUAAGGUGCAAAGAUAUUUACAAUUGAGGCGUUAUUUUAUGUCAUAUAGUUAGGAAUAUUUUCAAACAAUCACCUACACCACUAGAAUAGUUUUCAUUUAAGAGUAAAGAAGGAAAAAAGUUUCAGAAAAGUAGUGUCAAAUCUUUGUAAGUGUGUGCAAGCACAUUUAGCUGAAUUUCUAUCUACUGUACAUGAUGGAAAAGACAACAGCAACUGAAGGUGAGAAUGGAGGAGUUCCUAAUUUAUGGGCACCUGUCAUUGCUUACCUAAGGUUUUAAGUGUAUUCUAUGUAUUUAUCUCUUAUUUGUUUACUGGUCAAUUUACAAUGGGUAAAAAACAUGAGAGGGACACGGUAGGAGGGGCCAAGGAGACAUCUACACUCUAAAUACCCUCUUUUCAACACCAGGGGUGAAAAGAGACCGACUACUUAUUUGGUUAUUUUGACCCAGAAUGUUGGCUUAUUCAAAUUAACUCAAAUUUUGGGUUGACACAAUAACCCUUUUUAAGGGUCAAGUUAACCCUAUCUUUGAGUUGAUUUGACUUAUGACCUUGGUUGAAAUAAAUAAAUAAAUAUGCAUUUGAGGAGCUUUUUUUUUGGGAGCUUUGCUUGUACGCUAUUUCGCCCAUGUACUUUUAGCUAACGGAUUGUAGGCCAUAGCGCUAAGAGUCUUGCCUAAAGACCGACACUGGUGGAUAUGGCUCGCUUCUUACAGAUGUGUUUCAUAUGGGAUUUAAACCCUAACCCCCUGGUUGGGAACUGGAUGCGCUACCUGCUGAGCUACCCCAGCCGCCUUGUACAUCCUGGGGUAGCUACGCCGAGCUAGCCCAAAGUUCACAAGGUCACCAGGUCACUUUAAUUGCCAUUAGGCCUUAAAACCACGUAGAGUCAAUCGAACCCAACAUUCUGACCCAGUUCUUGGGUUACUCUGAGAAAAAUAACCCAUAAUUAUUAACCCAUUUUAAAAAACCCUCAAAUUAGGUUACAAUAGAAUCCAUAUGACCCAAGAAAUGGGGAUGGAUCUGAAAAAUAACCCAGAAAUUUAACUCAACACGUAUAACCCAGGAUUUGGGUUUUAAGAGUGUACUGGGAAAAGAGAAUAAACCCAUGAGGGGGUGUAUCGGAGUGGCUCUUAAUUUUCCCUCAAACCUAUUUUUAUUUAUUCAUUUUGACGCUAUGAAAAUAACAAUGUCAGAUUUAAAUAGUUCUGUUUUUGAACAUUAUUGCUAGAAAGCCAAAUAAGUUAAAUGUAAUAUGGCGGAUGCAUUAAUGUUUUUUUUAAGUUUGAAUGUUGAGGAAGGAAGAAAACUGUAGAAAUGGGAAGCAAAAGAAGAAAUCCAGAUCAAAGUUGUGAUAAUGUGGUGACAAUGAAAAGAAACUGAAAAAAGAACAAACAUUGCAGUUUGUGUUUUGCUCUCAGUGCCUUUUCUUAAUUACCUCAGGUUGACACUAAUAAUGUGUGCAUUUUUAAAAUAAGCAGCAGUAACAUGUUGGCCUCUUAGUAAAAUAUACCAUGUGGUCUCAGUGAAGGAGGAUGUUGGGGGGCUGCCUGCCCUAUAGAGGAUGUACAGAGAGGAGGAUGUGGGAGGGCUGCAGGAGUUCAAUGCCCUGCCUGGCCUUCCCCUCCUUAACCAGGACCACCCCCGAGGAAGUUUGGGAAAUGUAGUGUCACUAAAAGUUAGGUGUCUUGUUGUUUUAUUAUGUACGCAAUUCAGUGUAUGUUCUUAUUUGCAAAAUCCAUUCAGAUCAUUUUCGUCUAAGUGAUUUUACUUUCUAGAUCUUUACUCUCCAUUUUUCUAAAUGCCGUAGACGCAGUGAUUUGUUUGAACUACAACUCCCUGAAAGCUUGUGGUUGAUGCGCAGGCGCAUUGAGCGUGGGGUACCGAGGAGGCGAGUCGGUGGAAAAUGACUGGAGGGAAGCUGUCAUCUGAUGCUAAUUUUACUCUUUAUCACCAUGAAUCGUGUUUUAUUUUUAGUAAAGUCGCUAGUUUGUCUUUUUUAAAGUUGUAUCGGGCAUCUGUAUGAGGUAUCUAUUGACUGUGGGUUUUUUAAAGAGACAUUUAAAACGCUUUUAACACCGGCGGAGCGGAGACGGACACACGGAGAGGAGAGCCGUUAGUUUUUCAGGAUGCCGCGGGACAACAAGACCCCUCUGAUCCAGAAGAUCGCAAAGCAGGCCCAUAUCACCUUUCAGGGCUUUCAAUCUGAGGCCAACGGGGACAACAAUCUGGACAGACACUCGGAACUGGUCUCUUUAGUGACUGCUAUCAGAGCAGCGGACCUCAAAAUCGUCCCCCGGAAACCCCAAGCGAACCCCGGGCCAGCGGGGCCCCAGAAUCCCCCAGUCACCUACAUGCACAUCUGUGAGACGGAGGUUUUCAGCAUGGGGGUGUUCCUGCUGAGAGCCGGGGCCUCCAUCCCGCUGCACGACCACCCGGGGAUGAACGGGAUGCUUAAGGUCUGCUCUCCUCUCCUCUCCUCUUCCUCUCCUCUUCUCUCCUCUCCUCUCCUGCUCUCUCCUCUCCUCUUCUUUCUCCUGUUCUCUCCUCUCCUCUUCUUUCUCCUCUCCUCUUCUCACCUGUUCUCUCCUCUCCUCUCCUCUUCUUUAUCCUCUCCUCUCAUCUCCUCUCAUGUUCUCUCCUCUCCCCUCUUCUUCUUUCUCCUCUCUUCUCCUCUCCUCUUCCUCUCCCUUCUUCUCCUCUCCUCCUCUCCUCUCCUCUCCUCUCCUCUCCCUUCUUCUCCUCCUCUCCUCUCUCUGGAGACAGAUACAGAGAAAGUGAUGUAAAGAAGAGUAGCUGAUGGUUUAAAGUUGGAGUUGGGUUUAGUUCUGACUGUCUUAUUUUGGGUUUUCUCUCCGAUGUGAGGGGAGACAAAAAAAGGCUUUUUCUAACUAAGUUAGGAUGAUGAUCUUGUCAGGUAAAAAAGAGAGCCAGCUUUAUAUAAACACCUAAUUUCCCAUGCAGUUCGACCUUUUUUAGGACAAACUUCUUUACAGUGGCCGAGAACUGCCACUGCUGCAAAAGUGGCAGUGCGAAAAAAAAAAAAAAAAAAAAGUUACUUUCUGCCAGAAUAAAAGGAUGCAAAUAAAAAAAGCCACAACGGAAGUGAGCUGCAGGGACCAAUAAUGAUAAAGCACUAUAGUGUUGUGUCGUUUAUGAACUAUUUGCUCAAAAGAACCGAAUCUUUCAAGUGAACAUACUGAACCGAAUCACUUCCUUGAGUAAUUCGCUGAAGUGAGAAACAGCAUCACCAGGCCAGCAGCUGGCAAACGAGGGACCACAAGCACCAUACCUCUUUCAUCCAGAUUUUUUUGCACUUUGGCCACGUUGAAGCUAAACACUUAAUGGUGCUCACUGCUUUCAUGGCAUUGUUCUAUUUUAUGAUGCUUAGUAGACAAGACUGGGCUGAUUAGUUGUCUGUAUUAGGAGAGCUCGUGUUAGAAGAAGUAUGGUGACUAUUUUUUGUCAAGAGCACAUGUAAAAUGAACAGUGGUAACCUUAUUGUCUGUCUGCGUCUUGUGUGACAUUCAGGUUCUGUACGGGAAGGUGAGCGUCCGCUGCUUCGACAAGCUGGAGGAUAACCUGUCGGUCACCCCGCCUGAGUUUGACCCCCCUGUCUCUCCUCCUGAGACGGCCUCUGUGCGGCGCGCCGUACUUCGCUCGGUUGCGGAGUACUCAGAGAGCAGCGGGCCGUGCCUCCUCACUCCUCUGCGGGAUAACCUCCAUCAGAUCGACGCUGUGGAAGGACCCACCGCCUUCCUCGACAUCCUGGCUCCUCCUUACAACCCGGAUGACGGGCGGGACUGUCACUACUAUAAAGUCCUGCACACUGUGGGAGAGGGAGGGGCAGGGAGUAGGGGAAGAGAGGAGGAUGAAGAGAAGGAGAUGGAGGAGACGUGGCUGCUGGAGGUCCCCCAGCCUGAGGACUUCUGGUGUGGUGGAGAGACGUACCCUGGGCCUACAGUCUCUUUCUGAUCACUGCAGAUAGUGAUGGCAAUAACAUGAUUUCAUCCAUCCAUGGGGGGCGAUCUGUCCUGCCCCGCCUCACAGGAGAGUCUUUUUUUUUUUGUACCUGGAUUUACCUGGACUCUACAGCAGGGCAGCAGCUGAUAGAAACAGGAGCUUCAAGGACAAUCUUCCACAAACCGCUGCCGACUCUGAGAAACAGAAGCUGUUCUUUGUUGGUGUUUAUUCUGUCAGCACCGCGGAGACAUUUGUUGCUGGUGUUUGUCUCCAGAGGGUAAACUCCUCACUGUGAUGAUCCAGAUGCUCUGUGAAUGUUAGCUGAUAUUUGUUCUUGUUCUCUGCUGCAGAAAAACUCCACAUCCUGACGUGUCUUAAUGCCAAAGCCUGUAACUGUGCAGGGCUGGACCAUGCAGCAGCAGCAGCAUCUUAUGAAAUCUUGUGAAGUUAGGAAAGAAAACGGAUAAGAAAGGAGGCCUUAACACUGAUCCGCCAACACAAAUACAACUGUCAUUUCAAGCUUGCACAAUCAUGUAGAAAACAGCUUGACCCUCACCUUGCAUUUCCACCAAGCAGUCUGGCUCAGUCUAGUGCACCCACCUACAUUUCCAGUGUCAAGAGUUGGGAAAGAUGCCAAAAUAACAGAUCUUUUUGCCAUCCUACUGUUGGGCUAUCAAGUAGAGCUGGGAUUUUAAUGGAAUUUCAAUUUUGGCUCUAUUGAGAAGUUCUUGUUGAUUUAAGCUCACCCUCCCUCUCUUCCUUCACAGCAGAGUGUGGACAUGAUCCUUCCCCCAAACAGCUCUCACUUUCACUUUAACAUGGGCAGCUUGGAUAAAUGUUUUGGAGCGCCAGGAAGUGAUAUCUCCCACCAUGAUAGUUGUGCAACAGCAGUACAAAAUGUCAGGCUGCCACAGGUGGAGAGAGAAGAGCGGGGAGAGGAGCAGGAGGAGAAGAGCAGGAGGUGGAGAGAGGAGAGCAGGGAGAGAAGCAAGAGGUGGAGAGAGAAGCAGGAGGAGGCAGAUGUGUGAAUCCAUAUGAAGAGGUCUUUUACUCUAGUAUAGUAUCCCCCCAGUCAAAGCCCUUAAGAAAAAAAAGAUGCAAUCAAGUUAAACAAACAAACAAGAUCAUCAAAAUUAACAUUCUUUCCAAAUGUAGUGAUAAUGACCAAUUUUUUACUGACAAAGCGCCUGUGCUCCAGAGUGGUCUGAACCCUCCAAAUGGACAGUUGGCUGUUGAAACACAACCAAUUUCAGGGUCUACCAAACCGUAUGGAACCAAACCAGACAGCUUGGUGGAAAUUCAACAGGAGAGUUGGUGUUUCUUGAAUGUUUUUUAGCUUUUCUUUUGUGAUGUAAUAUUCAAAUGGCCACAAGCUAAACACUACAGACUGACUGGAGUACAAUUGGCUGCUAGAUCUGUCCACACGGAGUAAAACAUAUCCAGAACUGAUCCUGAUCUCUGACAUAAAUUUCCAUCAGGAUCCUGAACUAAGUUGCUGCGUUGCCCAGCCCUGCUGUGACUCCAUUCCUACCUGCCUUAUAUGUGUGAAAAUUGAAUGUAAACUACUUAGAGUGUCAUUUUUGUUUGAUCACUUUUCUCUUUUUCCAAAGAGCACAUAUUACUCUUUAUACACUAUUAUUUGUAUGUUUUGUGUUUAACUCAUUCCAGCCUCUACUCAGGUCUGAUCACUUAAAGGAGAAAACUAUUUACCCUAUUUUAGAUCUUAAUGACUAACAGGUAAAAACAAAAAGGUUUGCAGUGUCUCCAGUAGGGCUGUUGUUUUGAUACUUUGAUCCAUUUUAGUAGCAUGUGCUCUAAAAAUAUACAGUUGGUAUUAUUUUUACAUUGGACAGUCUAAACCUAAAACUGCUUAGAGCUGCAAAAAAAAAAAGAGAUCAAUGACAGAGAAAAAGUGAAGCGAGUUGGACUAGAUCUACAGGAGACAUUCACAGACUUUUUUGGGUCACUUUUAGUCAUUGACAGUCUAAAGUAUAUUCAAAAGUUAAAAAGUACAAGAUUGAACCUUAGACGCGGAUGAAGCUGAUGUUCAGCCACUCCCAGAUGAAGUGUAGUCUUGAUACCCCACACAGACCUGUGCCAGUCAGACCUUUCAAGCUAACACUCUGACUCUGUGAUCACUAAGCUUUGUACAUGUAGCUUUAUAAACACUAUCUCUCACUCCACCUCUAUUCUCCGUCAGCCUUAUAUAUCAGACACUCGUCUGUGUGACAAAGAUUGUUACUCUGAUCAUGUUGAAUGUAUGUACAACAAUAAAAUACAUGUGAAUUAUCAUGGAGCA
This is a messenger RNA of Xyrichtys novacula (pearly razorfish), 11085 nucleotides long. The record is from the annotation of a GenBank genome assembly. NCBI's taxonomy places the organism in Eukaryota, Metazoa, Chordata, Actinopteri, Labriformes, Labridae.